AUGGCUCUGCAUUUGACUCAAUCUCAGCGUUUGCAGUUGGUGAUAUCUAUCUCUUUCUGCUUUUUCGUUGCAGAGAUAUCGGUUGGAUUCUACACACAUUCUCUAGCCCUUGUGGCAGAUGCAUUCCACUAUCUGAAUGAUCUGAUUGGAUUCGUCGUGGCAUUUGCUGCGUUGAAAGUCGGUGUUACGAUCUCCGCGAAGAAAGAUUCCCCCCAAGACCUAUCAUUUGGCUGGCAGCGGUCUCGACUUCUCGGUGCAUUUUUCAACGGCGUUUUCCUUUUCGCGUUAGGUGUCAGCAUAUUCCUUCAGUCGAUAGAGCGAUUUGUAUCUGUCGAAGUCGUGGGACAGCCAAAACUUGUGUUGAUCAUUGGAUGCGUUGGCCUUGCGCUCAACGUCAUCAGCGCCUCUUUCCUUCACGACCACGGCCAUUCACACGGUGAGGUUUCAGGGCCUUCAGUGGCAGCAGCGACGACUGGGGAUACGGAAGAUGGCACUGAGCAGGUCUUUGCCUUGCACGACAACCAUCGUCACAAUAACCUCCAGCCGUCCAAGAAGGGAUACGAUCUCGGCAUGCUAGGUGUCUUGAUCCAUGUGCUGGGUGACGCUGCCAACAAUGUCGGUGUCAUCAUCUCGGCUCUGGUGAUCUGGCUCACUACGUACCCGGCUCGCUACUAUGCAGACCCUGCUGUCAGCAUGGCUAUUGCCAUCGUUAUCCUUACAACAUCAAUUCCGCUGGUGAGGAGCUCGGGCAAGAUCUUACUCGAAAGCGUCCCAAAUGGUAUCAAUCUUGAAGAUAUCAGACAUGAUCUUGAAACUAUACCAGGGGUGUUGUCUGUCCACGAACUCCAUGUCUGGCGCCUCAACCAAGAAAAGGCAUUGGCAUCUGUCCACGUCACGAUUUCAAACGAGACCAUUUCCGAGUUUGUGCAAAUAGCGAAGACCAUGAACGAUUGCUUUCAUAGCUAUGGUGUUCAUUCGGCUACCUUACAGCCCGAACUUGGAUCAAAUCCUCCUUCAGCAAUGGUGUCAGGUGUUGGCGACCCGGAUGAUUGGUCGCAGCUAUGCCAAGUCAAAUGUGGCGUCUCAUGUGAGGUGUUGACAUGCUGUGGCUAA
Penicillium chermesinum is the source of this 1113-nucleotide messenger RNA. RefSeq names its product cation diffusion facilitator family transporter. Gene Ontology annotation, biological process: zinc ion transmembrane transport; intracellular zinc ion homeostasis. Gene Ontology annotation, molecular function: zinc ion transmembrane transporter activity. The coding region runs from base 1 to 1113 and encodes 370 amino acids. Gene Ontology annotation, cellular component: membrane. The transcript is spliced from 9 exons. NCBI's taxonomy places the organism in Eukaryota, Fungi, Ascomycota, Eurotiomycetes, Eurotiales, Aspergillaceae. The record is from RefSeq and is a predicted model, not a curated record.